UUUCUGGGAGUCGUAGUUAUUUUACCUGCUUCCGCGUUUUCUCUGAGCCUGGACCGUCCGGCGCGGGUUCUACUCAGGAGAAGCCGACCCUCCCGCCUCGCCAGGACCCCGCGAUGCCCGCCCCGCAGUGCGCCUCCUGCCACAAGGCGCGAGCCGCCCUCCGCCGUCCGCGCUCGGGCCAGGCGCUGUGCACCACCUGCUUCUGCGCCUCCUUCGAGGCCGAGGUGCUGCACACGGUGGUCGCGGGCCGCCUGCUGCCGCCCGGCGCCGUGGUGGCCGUGGGCGCCUCAGGCGGCAAGGACUCCACUGUGCUGGCGCACGUGCUGCGCGAGCUGGCCCCGCACCUGGGCAUCUCGCUGCACCUCGUGGCCGUGGACGAGGGCAUCGGCGGCUACCGGGACGCGGCGCUGGCGGCCGUGCGGCGGCAAGCAGCACGCUGGGAGCUCCCGCUCACCGUCGUGGCCUACGCAGAGCUCUUCGGGGGCUGGACGAUGGACGCCGUGGCCCGCAGCACGGCCGGCUCCGGCCGCAGCCGCUCCUGUUGCACCUUCUGCGGGGUGCUGCGACGCCGGGCGCUAGAGGAAGGGGCGCGCCGCGUGGGAGCCACGCACGUCGUGACGGGACACAACGCCGACGACAUGGCGGAGACGGUGCUCAUGAACUUCCUGCGGGGCGACGCGGGCCGGCUGGCGCGCGGCGGGGGCCUGGGCUCUCCGGGCGAGGGGGGCGCCCUGCCGCGCUGCCGCCCGCUGCAGCUGGCCUCGCAGAAGGAGGUGGUGCUGUACGCGCACUUCCGCCGCCUGGACUACUUCUCGGAGGAGUGCGUGUACGCGCCCGAGGCCUUCCGCGGCCACGCGCGCGACCUGCUCAAGCUGCUGGAGGCGGCGCGGCCGUCGGCGGUGCUGGACCUCGUGCACUCGGCCGAGCGCCUGGCGCUGGCCCCGGCCGCGCGGCCCCCGCCCCCCGGCGCCUGCUCCCGCUGCGGGGCGCUGGCCAGCCGCGCGCUCUGCCAGGCCUGCGCCCUCCUGGACGGCCUGAACCGCGGCCGGCCCCGCCUGGCCAUCGGCAAGGGCCGCCGGGGGCUGGACGAGGAGGGGCCGCCGGGUCGCCGCGGGAGCCACAGCCGUCCGGACCCCCCACUUCGGAGCCCAUCCCCGGCUUCUAGAGACUCCAGUUCUCCGCUGGGAUCCGACGACGACGUGGGAGUGCGGGGCCGCCUGUAAAUGACACUGUGAAGGAACCCGAGUUACCUUAGCCCGGGCUUCGGUGUGAGGUUGGGAAGGGGUCGGAACCCCUUACCUGUGGUCCUGCAGAAGCUGGGGCUCUGGGCUCCUGGGGCUGCGGAGGACUCCUGGGUGUCUGGGGGACCCCUGGGCCUCAGAGAGGAGAGAACUGUACAACUUUCCAUUCCUGAUCGAGUGGGAAUUAGGGGGCCUCUUGCCUGUACCUCUGUGGGGCUCUGGGCAUGCUCAGAUAGUCCUAACCCUUCUUGAGCGCCUACUGUGUGCCUGAUGUUUCAUGUUUGCCUGCAGUGGGAUAAGCAAAACCAUGUAACUUGAUGGGCACGUCAGUUACAGCAAUCGUGAUGCUUCUGUGUGAGCGCUGUACACAGGGCAGGCCGUCUCAUUUCAUCCCCAGCAUGAUCUCAUUGGCUGUAGCCUUGUUACCGAGGCCAAGCUCGCUCUGCUCCCCGCACCACAGGCCAAUAAAUCGGAGAGGAAGUGUUGAGGCAAGGAAUACGACUUUAUUCGGGGUUUGGUUGCCAGU
Messenger RNA from Delphinapterus leucas (beluga whale), 1767 nucleotides. RefSeq names its product cytoplasmic tRNA 2-thiolation protein 1-like. Gene Ontology annotation, biological process: tRNA wobble position uridine thiolation. Gene Ontology annotation, molecular function: tRNA binding. The record is from RefSeq and is a predicted model, not a curated record. Lineage: Eukaryota; Metazoa; Chordata; Mammalia; Artiodactyla; Monodontidae. Gene Ontology annotation, cellular component: mitochondrion; cytosolic tRNA wobble base thiouridylase complex.